Rubroshorea leprosula is the source of this 1597-nucleotide messenger RNA. Lineage: Eukaryota; Viridiplantae; Streptophyta; Magnoliopsida; Malvales; Dipterocarpaceae. The record is from the annotation of a GenBank genome assembly.
AAAAAAAAAAAAGAAGAGAAGGGUAAGCAAGAAAAUCGCUUUGAAAACUGGAAAAAAAGUCGCACAAUCGAAUACCUCAUCCAAAAAAACAUGGCUUUCACUCGUUCUCUAUCCAUCUCAGUCCUCUCCCCCGUCUCUCUUACCCCUAACACAGCCCAGCGUUUCUUCAACCUCCAUAUCCCCCACGCUUCCUCUCAGCUCUCCCCCAAUCCCCCACACCACAAAACAGCUCCUGUCAUCAUCAUUGGGGGCGGGCUCGCCGGUCUCUCCGCCGCCACCCGCCUCCACUCAGAAAAUAUCUCCUUCAUCCUCCUCGAAGCCUCCGACGCCGUUGGUGGCCGUGUCAGGACCGACAAUGUCGAUGGCUUCCUCCUGGACCGUGGCUUCCAAAUCUUCAUCACUGCUUACCCAGAAGCCCAAAAGCUGCUAAACUACGACGAACUAAAUCUCCACAAGUUCUACUCCGGCGCCAGAAUUUUCUACGAUGGUCAAUUCCACACCGUGGCUGAUCCUUUGCGGCAUUUCUCCGACUCCAUCUUGUCCCUAGCGAAUCCAAUUGGGUCAGUUCUUGAUAAAUUGCUCAUUGCUUUGACGCGAAUUCGGGUUUUGGGCAAAUCCAAUGAUGAGAUUUUGGGUGCCUCCGAGGUUCCAACUAUUGAAUUGCUGAGCAAUAUUGGGUUUUCGGAUUCGAUUAUAAACAAGUUCUUCCGGCCCUUCUUUGGUGGGAUCUUUUUCGACAAAGAGCUCGAAACCACCUCAAGAUUGUUCGAUUUCAUCUUCAAGUGUCUUGCUCUCGGUGACAACACACUUCCGGCCAAGGGAAUCGGCGAGAUCCCAAAACAAUUGGCUGAGAAAUUGCCUUCAGGCUCCAUCUUUUUAAACUCCAAAGUGGUUUCUGUUGAUUUUGACGAUUCAGAUUUGCCGACUGUGAGGUUGGAGAACGGGGAAAUUCUGGGUGGUGAACUAGGAGUAAUAAUGGCCGUGGAAGAACCGGUGAUUGAAGAGAUUUUGGCGGGAAGGAGACUGCCGAACCAGAGAAAACCAGCUCGGAGCACGGUUUGUUUGUAUUUCUCUGCAGAUCGAGAUAAAAUCCCGGUUUCGGAUCCGGUUCUGUUCCUGAAUGGUUCGGGUAAGGGAAUUGUCAACAACAUGUUCUUUGCCACAAAUGUUGCUCAGUCGUACGGGCCGAUGGAUAAAGCGUUGGUAUCGGUGUCGUUGAUUGGGUUGUUUGAGGAUGCGUCCGAUGAUGGUCUACUGGAAGAGGUGAUCGGCGAGCUUUCGGGUUGGUUCGGGGCUUCGAUGGUUGGGGAAUGGAGGCACUUGAGAACAUACCGGAUCGAGUUUGCCCAACCAAACCAGUGCCCACCAACUGAUCUAGCCAAAAACCCGCAACUCGGUCCCGGAUUGUAUUUGUGUGGUGAUUACAUGACUUCUGCUACUUUUGACGGCGCCAUGCUUUCCGGCAGGAAAGCGGCGGAAGCUUUACUUGGUGACAGGGCCUUAGCUCGGUUGUAGUUAUUCCAUUUUUUUUAUGAAAUUUUUGUACCCUGAUUAUAUACUUCGCAGUUCCCACUUGAAAUAUAUUUUUCAUGAAAAA